This is a messenger RNA of Camellia sinensis, 1958 nucleotides long. RefSeq names its product protein IQ-DOMAIN 12. The record is from RefSeq and is a predicted model, not a curated record. Gene Ontology annotation, molecular function: protein binding. Lineage: Eukaryota; Viridiplantae; Streptophyta; Magnoliopsida; Ericales; Theaceae.
AGCCCUUACAAAAGCUACAUUAUUGAAAUAUUAAUUGUUAGGCCUUUCUAUGUGAAGUUGCUUUCACUCUCACUUUCUCUGAGCAAUUAAUAUGAUCUUGAAAGCUGAACUAAGAAAAACCUUUAGAUUCAACUCAUAGAACAGAAACCCUGUUAGUGUACUUUCAUUGUUUGAUGAAUUGCUUCAAUAGAUUUGGGUUGGUCUAAAGAUAGAAUAACCACUCUCUGAAUCCACAUGUUUCAGAGCCCAUUCAAAGAAAAUACUGAAGGUAUGGUAAAGGACUUCUAUAUAAGCUAAAGUGAUUUAGAUGGAUGAGCAGGAAGGCUUUUCUGCAAGUUUGAAGAAAAUGGAUAGUGUUUGGUAAACAUGAAAGUUAUGGUCUCAUGAAUUCUCAAUGGGAAAGAAAAGCAGAAGCUGGUUUAGUUUGGUGAAGAGGCUGUUUGUUUCCGAGCCAAAAUCGAAGGCUGAAAAGAAAUCAAAGAGGUGGAGAUGGGUUUUUGGGGGGCUUAAGCCAAAGCAAUACCCAAAACUUGCAGCACCGCAUAGACUAAUAAGUGAAGCAAGAGAGGAGCAGAGAAAGCAUGCGAUGGCUGUUGCCAUCGCGACAGCAGCUGCAGCAGAGGCUGCAGUUGCAGCAGCCCGUGCUGCAGCUGAGGUUGUCCGGCUCACAGGUGUUCCUCAAUCUUCUCAAGAAUACACGAAGUGGACUCGGAAUUUGGCUGCUACUAAAAUUCAAGCUGCUUACAGGGCUCAUCUUGCAAGAAAAGCACUCAAGGCAUUGAAGGGACUGGUGAGGCUUCAAGCUAUGGUUCGAGGACGGAUAGUGAGACGCCAAGUAAUCACCAACUUGAAGUCUUUGCCACCCACAGAAAAUAAACAAUCACAAUUAGUCCAUGAAGUGAGAGUUCCAACUGUCGAUGGAAGUUGCAGAGAAAAUGAAAAGCAGUUUCUUAGCCUGAAAGAGGAGUUGGAAGAGAAGAAAUUGAAACUUAGAUGCAACAGUCAGAAAAACUGGGAUUACAGCUUGUUUUCAAAGGAGGACAUGGAAGCCUUAUGGUCACGAAAGCAAGAGACCAAUGCGAAAAGAGAGCGAAUGAAGAAAUACUCGUUUUCCCAUCGGGAGAAAAGAAGUGAUCAAAAUUUGGAAACAUUAAAGGAAAAUGGAAGAUGGAGCAACCAUUUAGAACAAAGGGUACUGGAAUCUGAGGCGUAUAAGAGGAGAGAAAUGUUGAAUUGCAAAUCAAUCGCAUGUUCAAAUUUUCUAGCUGGUGAUAUGUAUGGAACUACACGACUUAGAUUGAGAAACAUGCCUAACCAGGAUUCAGUGGAAUUGAAUUCCCCAUUUACACAUCCUAGGAGAUCAUUUUGCCAUGUGAAGCAGAAGUCAAUUGGCGACGAAACUUCUUUACCAAACUCUCCAAUUUUCCCAACUUACAUGGCUGCAACAGAAUCUGCAAAGGCUAAGGCAAGAUCAAUGAGCACACCAAAGCAACGGUUGGGAUUUCUUGACACUUGCUCUGAUUAUAGUAGUUCACCAUACAAACUCAGGCUCUCUUCUUGGUCUUCAUUCAAUGGUGCCAUUCCGGAUAGAAGACGAGGAGCAACUCAGCAGAUAUCUCUAAGCAUGAAUGGUCUUUACUGAGAUUGACUUGCUAAGGCCUCAUUUGGUAAUGCUUCCAUUUUCUGUUUUAACGAUAUCAAGUGACAUCUAAGUUUUGAUUGAUGGGGUGGUUUUUAAAGGUCUUGUACUAAGUGUGUGUAAAGAAAUUUGCAAGAUUUUAGCUUGAUGAUUUCUAACAUGGUAAGGGAAGAUCACAUUGAGCUUAUUUGGUCCCUUCUAAGAUGUGUGGUAUCUAGAGAAUGCUGAUAGACCUUGUAAUAGGAUUGAAGAAGGAAAGCUUGGACGAGUUCUUAAAAGAUGAAUUUGAAAUAUCUUCUAUCUUUUUGUACCCAUUUAA